AGGAGCUGUAAAAGACGUGUAGAUGUUGCAUUUGAUGUGAUAAUAAUUACUUGACAUGCCUGCAUAUCUGCAUGUAGUCCAGGCCAGGUUAGGAUUCCAGUUUGAUCACAGAGUGAUUUUAAGGGAAGAAGAUAUCUGUGAUGAGGUGUGACUGAGGCUUUUCUGAGUUUAGUCCUGAUUGAAGUAAGAAUGGCCACUACCAAGAAAGCGUCAUCUAAGACCGGGGGUGUUUGCUUUGCCCAGGAACCCGUUGUUGCCGCUGCUCACUCUCAUGUGCAUUUUGAUGAGAAACUUCAUGACUCUGUCGUCAUGGUAAUACCAGAGUCAAAUGAGAAUUUCCUGGUUAAGGUGGGCUUCCUGAAAACUCAACACCGGUAUGAGAUUGUGUUCACGUUGCCUGAGGUGCCAGGGCUUGGGAAAGAUGUAUGUCCAGCCCCCAUUCCAAAUCCACACCUCUGCAUCACUAAUUUAACGGAAACUCCGGAUGGAGGUCUAAGGGUGACAUGUGAAUAUAUGGUCCAUCAGGAGGGUGUGAUGAGUGAGGAGGUUCAGAUUGUUAGUGAGAGCAAAGACGAUGUGUAUGUGAAGGUCAAAGUUCAUGCCCGUGUCAUGGACCGCCACCAUGGGACUCCCAUGCUCCUGGAUGGCGUACGAUGUAUAGGAGAAGAGCUGGAGUACGACUCUGAGCAAAGCGACUGGCAAGGAUUUGACUAAACGUGUAAACUUCAGACUUUCUAAUCAGUGCCACAUAUCUGCACUGUGGGUGGGAACAAAAUAUUCCAGAUUAUGAACACAGUCAAGGGUGCUUUUGUCUGUCAAAACACACUGUGGUUACUUGCUUGUUCUUACUGUUACAAUGGAAUGAUUGUUUAUUGUAGCUUUUUUUCUUCAGGUUCGGAAGAAAAUAAUCAAGCAGUGUGUUAUCCUCUAACUAACUGAAUUCCAGUGUUAUGACUGAGUGUUUAUUUGAGAUUAAAUGCAGUCUUUUGUCUUGUAAUUAAUACUUUGUGUGUGUGUGUGUGUGUGUGUGUGUGUGUGUGUGUGUGUGUGUGUGUGUGAGCGUGUAUUUAUCACUUUGUGGGGAACAAAUGUCCCCAUAAGGAUAGUAAAACCCGAAAUUUUUGACCUUGUGGGGACAUUUUGUCGGUCCCCAUGAGGAAAACAGCUUAUAAAUCAUACUAAAUUAUGUUUUUUGAAAAUGUAAAAAUGCAGAAAGUUUUCUGUGAGGUUUAGGUUUAGGGGUAGGGUUAGGUUUAGGGGAUAGAAUAUAAAGUUUGUACAUUAUAAAAACCAUUAUGUCUAUGGAAAGUCCCCAUAAAACAUGGAAACACAACAUGUGUGUGUGUGUGUGUGUGUGUGUGUGUGUGUGUGUGUCAUCAGUGGCAUAUAAACAAACUUGCAUUUUAUGAUUUUUUUUUUUUUUUAAUCAAAAGUUUACUUGAGUUGAAAUGCUUUUUAACAUCAUUUGUGCGGUAAAAUGACUUGUGAGUUGUUGCAUUGAACAUCCACUAGUGGUCAGUGUACUCCAUCCAAUAAACAUGCCGUUUUGUUUCAGUGUAAUAAAAUGGGUUGAAUUGAAAACUAGAAUAUAUACAACAAAUAAAUCAUAUCUGGUAUGUAUUCCACUCACGCACAAAUACCACAAUUACUUUUUUAAAGUUGUUUUUAUCUUGAUCAGUCAAGUUACAAGUAUACAAAUACUUUAUGCUCAUCAAAAGUUUAUUAUUCAAAAGUGACAUAUUUAUUGACACAUUUUCCACGUGGUGUAUGAAGUGCUGACUGGUAAGAUCUCAUGGUGGUCACUUUAACAUAUUUGUAUUCAAUAACCUGUAGUGAGUUUUGAAGUGAAAUCUUUCAUAUGCUUUUUCAACACAAAUGUAGUAGCACAUCACAUGCAUUUAAAGUCCAUUGCCUUUCAGUUUUAUCAUAACUAAUAACCAUGAAAAUAAAACAACAUUUUGUCUUCUGUUCUAAUUUUAAUGAUCUAUAUUUAAUACCCCAAUCAGCAUGUCAAGGUUUGAGUUUUAUAUGUCAUUCAUUCAGAUGCCUUCCCUUAAGGCCAGAAUAUUGUCUCUAGUGUCUCUAUUGCAUUGAGGCGCUUUGAGGUCUGAUACAAUAUCAGCUUCAAGGAGGGCCCGUCGAUAGUGAUCCAGCAGAACCGAACCGCCUUCCACCCCAGUGUGCUCAGGGCCAGAAGGCCAAAAUAAACACUCAUAUGAACUUAGUUUUAUAAACAAAGUCAACCAAAAGAUAAAAAGUGUCCAAACCUUUGGAACAUUAUUAAAUGCAUAUCAUUUUUCAUCAAUAAAUGGCAAAUGUAGCGAUCGCUGCAACAUUGACAGUUUGACGGAGAAAAAAAAAAAAAAGAGUAGAAAAUAAGUUUUAGGUCGUUAUCUUGAAAACUAAACGUAAACGUAUGUUUGUUAAAAUAAGAUGCUUCUAUCACAAACCAAACGUCUCUAUUAUUUUGGGUGUAUUACGU
Molecule: messenger RNA, 2482 nt
Organism: Xyrauchen texanus (razorback sucker)
Lineage: Eukaryota; Metazoa; Chordata; Actinopteri; Cypriniformes; Catostomidae
Product: UPF0687 protein C20orf27 homolog
Exons: 6
Coding region: 190-714 (174 amino acids)
Source: RefSeq, a predicted model, not a curated record